Molecule: messenger RNA, 1565 nt
Organism: Sardina pilchardus (European sardine)
Lineage: Eukaryota; Metazoa; Chordata; Actinopteri; Clupeiformes; Clupeidae
Product: pleckstrin homology domain-containing family A member 5-like
Exons: 7
Coding region: 1-1053 (350 amino acids)
Cellular component (GO): cytosol
Molecular function (GO): phosphatidylinositol-5-phosphate binding; phosphatidylinositol-3,5-bisphosphate binding; phosphatidylinositol-4-phosphate binding
Source: RefSeq, a predicted model, not a curated record
AUGUAUGUAUGCUCAGGAAUGCCCUAUCCGGUUGGCAUCGUGCCUCCCAGAGCAAAGUCGCCCAUAACCGAGUCCUCCAGCAUCGCGUCCUAUGUCACUUUAAGGAAGAGCAAAAAGCCUGACUCCAGAACAGAGCGCCCCCGCAGCGCGGUGGAGCAGAGCGGCAGCGGGCCGCUGGAGGGCGUGCGUCCCCGGAUGAGCGUGGAGGAGCAGAUGGAGCGCAUCAGGAGGCACCAGCAGGCCUCGCUCCGCCGCCGAGACUCCAGCGGGGGGGCCCAGGAGAGCUCGCUGUCCCGCAGCUCCUCGUUCAACAGGGAGCAGAUCUCCAUCAACCCCUACUACACCCUGCAGAGCUCCAAGCGGGGGGGAGAUGCGGUGUCCCCAGACAGACAGAGGUUGGAGGCUUCGCUCCAGGCUCUGGAGCAGGAGAUGCUGGAGCGAGCGUCAGCCAUGCUGAACACGCCAUCCAGCCAAGAGCCCAAGCCUCCCAAACCCCCCGCACAGGAAGAGGAGUUGGCUACAGAAGAGAGUAUGAAUUCCCCUCUUGUGGAGCAAAGUAGCCCCAAAGUUGAAGAGGAACAAAAGAAGGAGGAGGAGGAGGAGGAGGAGGUGGAGGAGGAGAAGCAGGAGGAGGUGGAGGGGAGUGAGGAGGAGCAGGAGAGGCAGAGGAGAGAGGAGCAGAUCCUCAUGUUGGGUUCUCAGAACAGCCUGCAGACUGCUGUGUUGGUCAGGGUGGGCACUGAGGAAGACGACGAUGACGAAGAGGAGGUGGAGGAGCAGGAGGAGGUGAAAGAUGAAGAGACGAAGAAUAAUGAAGAAAAAGAACAAACUUCUGAAAAGCCCCGUCAGGAGCUGGAAGUUGAGGCAGAGCAGGGCACGAUAAUCAACUACUCCUACGAGCUGCCAGAUGAAACGAACAAACACAACCAGGUGGUGUCAGUGAACAACCUUUCCACUCCGCCGCAGUCCCCAGCUUCCACUCCAACGCCGUCGUCUCCAUCGCCCCCAUCUCCUCCGCAGGUCGCCGACGGCUCCCACUUCAUGUGUGUCUAGUGCCAACACAGCUGAGACCUGGGCAUCUGUGAACAGCCACACGUGAGAGAGUCGCGGAGAGAGAGAGAGAGAGCGAGCGAGCGAGCGAGAGACAGGGGCAGCGAUGCAACUCGACUUCACUCAAGAUGGCGGCCCGCGGCACCGCUCGGCAUCUCCAGAUGCCUCACGCUCAGCUCCCGCCGCUGCACCGUCGCAGCCCAGGCCUGGCCACACCGGUCAACAUAUCAACACGCUGGACCCCCCACACUCCCCUGUCCUACCUACCACAUAAAACAGUGUUGCCAAUAUUACCAUCCUCAUCACCAAAUUAUUAUUAUUAUGAUUAUUAUUAUGAUUAUUAUUAGGGCAGAGUUUGUAUUGUGUGUUUGGGGUGGGUAUUUGUGUGUGUGUGUGUUUGAUGAGCAUGAGGUGCCUGUGGGCUGUUCGGUGGUGCGGUGAGGAUGUGAGGCCUGCCCAGCUGAGUACCGGAGCACCUGUGCUCCGUUUCCAUGCUCCAGGGUGAGGUCUUCUGG